AUGUCCCCGUCCCUCCCCGCCCUGCUCUGCCUUGGGCUGUGUCUGGGGCCGGCGACCGCGGUGCCUGAGGGCGCGCUCCCCAAGCCCUCACUGCAGGCGCUGCCCAGCCCGCUCGUGCCGCUGGGGCAGCCGGUGACGCUCCGCUGCCAGGGCCCCCCGGGCGCGGCCUUGUACCGCCUGGAGAAGCUGCGCUCGAGCACCUACAAGGACCAGGCGGUCCUCGCCGUGGCCGCCAUGACGCAGGAGGCCGCCGGCCGCUACCGCUGCUCCUACCAGGACGGCUCGCGGUGGUCCCCGCCCAGUGACCAGCUGGAGCUCGUGGCCACGGGCGUGUAUGGCAAGCCUGUGCUCUCGGCCAAGCCCAGCCCGGCGGUGUCCCCCGGAGGGGACGUGACGCUGCAGUGUCACAGCCAAUAUGGCUUCGACCGGUUUGCUCUGUACAAGGAGGGGGACCCCAGAGCCGCCCAGAAACCCGAGAAGUGGUACUGGGCCGACUUCCCCCUCGUCACGGUGACGGCGGCUCACAGCGGGACCUACCGCUGCUACAGCUUCUCCAGCGCCAGCCCCUACCUGUGGUCGGCCCCCAGCGACCCCCUGCGGCUCGUGGUCACAGUUACUGAUGUGCCCACCGUCCGGAUGCCCACAGACUCUCCUGCCUCCGUGCCAGAGCUCCCAGAAGCCUCCAGGAAGCCGAACAUGUCUGUCACAAGCAGGGCCUCCGCCACAGAGUCUUCUAGGAGUGUCCUUGUCGCUCCGAAGGGGUCCGUGGCCCCAACCGGUCCCUCCCGGCUGCGCUACACGCAGGGCAACCUGGUCCGCAUGGGCCUGGGCGCGGCGCUUCUGGUGCUCCUGGCGGCGCUGCUGGCCGAGGACUGGUACAGCCGGAGGACGCUGCCCGCGCGGGCCCGGGCCGUGCACAGGCCGCUGCCGCCGCUCCCCCAGCCCCAGAAGUCCCCCCGCCGCCAGGACGGGGGUCCCCGCGGAGGCCACCCCUAG
Messenger RNA from Talpa occidentalis (Iberian mole), 996 nucleotides. It is a transcript of the gene GP6, whose product is annotated as glycoprotein VI platelet. The record is from RefSeq and is a predicted model, not a curated record. The coding region runs from base 1 to 996 and encodes 331 amino acids. The transcript is spliced from 8 exons. NCBI's taxonomy places the organism in Eukaryota, Metazoa, Chordata, Mammalia, Eulipotyphla, Talpidae.